UAAAUUAUUGUACUUUUUAUUGACUUCAAUAAAAAAAGUUACCCAUUAAGGUUAAUAAAAGAACAUUCCUUUCUCUUUGUCAAAUUUUUUUUUAGCCUGGCCUCUUCAUUUAAAACACCAUAAAGCCUGAAUCCCUGACUCAGGGUUGAAUCUGAUUGGACGUUGAAGUUCAGCCCCCUUGGAGUGAACCAGACUAAACAUCACUCGUCCUCUCAGAUCUUCUGAAACACUGAGGUAGAAUCAAAGAGCUCAUUCUGGGCUUCAUGUAAACAUACUAUCCCCGUGAGCCACAUGCGAGAAAAGUGUUAAAUCCCAGAAGCAGAACUUGGGUUUUGUCAUCGGAUAAGGAGUACUACGAUGAGUACUACAAAAGAAAAGGAAAGACCAAAGUGGGAUAAUAAAGUGCAGUACCUGUUGACGUGCAUAGGAUUCGCAGUUGGACUCGGGAAUGUCUGGCGUUUUCCAUACCUUUGCCAAAUCUAUGGAGGAGGUGCAUUCCUCAUCCCCUACCUGAUAGCUCUGGUAUUCCAAGGCCUGCCCCUGCUUUACCUGGAGCUGGCUAUAGGUCAGAGGCUACGCCAGGGUAGCAUCGGUGCCUGGAACUGCAUCUCACCCAUGCUAGGUGGCAUUGGAAUUGCCUCCAUGGUGGUAUCAUUUCUAGUAAGCAUUUUCUACAACACCAUCCUGGCCUGGGUUCUGUGGUACUUCUUUAACUCCUUCCAGGAACCACUUCCGUGGAGUAGCUGUCCCCUCAAUGUCAACAGCACGGGCUACAAUCAUGAGUGUGAGGUGAGCACGCCCGUGAAUUAUUUCUGGUACCGUGAGACCCUGAACAUCACAGCGGACAUCGAGACCAGUGGGUCGCUGCGGUGGUGGAUAAUCCUAUGUCAGGGCACGUCCUGGUGCAUCGUCUACAUCUGCUUCAUCAAAGGCAUAGAGUCCAUGGGCAAGGCGGUUUAUGUCACAACAACCUUCCCGUCCCUGGUCCUGACCAUCUUUCUGACCCGUGCCCUCACUCUUCCUGGAGCCACUGAUGGGCUGGUGUACCUUUUCUCCCCUGAUUGGGAGAUACUGAAGAACCCCAAGGUGUGGCUGGAUGCUGCCACCCAGAUCUUCUUCUCUCUGUCCGUAGGCUUUGGAGGACUUAUUGCUUUCUCCAGCUACAACGUAGAAAAAAACAACUGUGAGAGAGACACCCUUCUGGUAGGAAUUAUCAACAGCGCCACCUCUCUGUACGCCUCCAUAUCCAUCUUCUCCAUCCUGGGAUUUAAAGCGAAAAACAACUACAACAGCUGCGUGUCGCAGAACAUCAUAUCUCUGACCAACCACUUUGACAUUGCUGACCAAAACAUCACACUGGACAACUACAUGGACUGGGUUGAUUAUCUCAAUCAGACGUCACCUUCAGAUGUGGCCAGUUUGGACCUGAGGACCUGUGACCUGAAUACAUUCCUUGAUCAGAGCGCUUCAGGAACGGGCCUGGCUUUCAUAGUGUUCACUGAGGCCGUGAUAGAGAUGCCGGGCUCGCAGGUAUGGGCCGUACUGUUCUUCAUUAUGCUCUUCAGUUUGGGCCUCUCCUCCAUGUUCGGCAACAUCGGGGGAGUGCUCACACCCAUUCAGGACCUCAAACUGGUGCCUUCCUGGCUACCUGAUGAGGUGGUAACAGCUAUUGUCUGCCUGAUAAGCUUCCUGAUAGCGAUCAUCUUUGGAAUGGGUUCAGGGAACUAUUGGGUGGAGGUCUUCAACAGCUACGUGGGCUCCGUACCGCUGCUCAUUAUUGCGUUCAUGGAGAUAAUUGGAGUCGUUUAUAUCCGUGGACUAAAAACUUUUAAGGAGGAUGUCUUCUACAUGACGGGAAAGACACCAAAUAUCUUUUGGGUAUCUUGCUGGAUGGUAAUCAGCCCAGUAAUGCUAUUCGUGGUGCUGAUUGCAUACGUGAUCAUCCAGGCACAAGAGCACCCCAUGUACCCGGCGUGGAACCCUGACUAUGAAUUAUUCCCUCAAACUGAAACAAAGCCGUAUCCAAACUGGGUUUUCGCCAUCAUCAUCCUCCUCUCAACGGUACCUGUACUGCCCAUCGUUCUUGUCCCUCUGUACAAACUGAUCCGAUAUGGGCGUACGGGGGCGCCGGCAGAAGCUAACCCGACACCCUACUUCAACGAGGGAUUUGAGAUUGAAACACAGGGUACAAGAAACUAGAGAAUUCGGAGAAAAUGAAAGUAAUAAAAUCACAGCUGUUCUGAGCAGAAUCAUCAACAUCGCUCUAAGGUUCUUUCCUGACUGAUGGUAAAUUCACACAUAAAUCUAGAUUAACAAUCACACCUCACUGCUUCUGUUUACCACUGCUUCUGAGAACUAUGACACUGAGUACGACUGUGUAAACACACUGUAAUGAGUAACAAUAUAAUUGUGGACAAAUGAA
Messenger RNA from Cynoglossus semilaevis (tongue sole), 2422 nucleotides. RefSeq names its product sodium-dependent neutral amino acid transporter B(0)AT3-like. Gene Ontology annotation, biological process: sodium ion transmembrane transport; nitrogen compound transport; amino acid transport. Gene Ontology annotation, cellular component: plasma membrane. Lineage: Eukaryota; Metazoa; Chordata; Actinopteri; Pleuronectiformes; Cynoglossidae. Bases 358 to 2199 code for a protein of 613 amino acids. The transcript has 12 exons. The record is from RefSeq and is a predicted model, not a curated record.